AUGGUACUACUAACAUCAUCGGCCGUCUCGGUGGUGAUAUCGAGCAGCGUAGUGUGCACAUUCACGUUCCUGCUCUUCCUGUCCGGCUACGUGCUACAACAACAGACGGUCCGCUCACUGCAGGAAGCGAUACGGCAGCCCGCGGAGAGAAAACCCGUGCCGACGCUACCUGCGAAGUUCCGGCAUCAGGAGAACGAAUCGGUCGAGGCGGUUGUCGGUGGUGGUGGCGAGUCGUUGGAUGGAUCCGGCGCGCCGCUCGUCGUGAUUGAGGAGCCGCUGUCGCAGCGCUCAAGGCAAGGGCAGGGGAUGCUGCAAGUCACGGUGCCGGUCGAGGUCGGUCGGCAGAGUCAGCAACAGCAACAUCAGCAGCAGCAGCAAUUGGGCGAUGUAUCGCCGGAGAGGAAGGAUCGAGAUGCUGUUCAGGGAUCAGGAGAUGAUCCGUUAUACGAGCGACUGGCGUAUAUGUUUGCAUUGCUGCAGCCGUCCGAUCUUUGCUCUGCACUGUUGUUCACACAAGAACAUCGAAAGGCUUCGUCACUUGCUAUACAGCCGUCGGUCGUGCUGCUGUAUCCCUCGACUUGGGAAACAAGCUCGGAUGAACAACACACUUCAGUCUUGAAAUUGAUGAGGGGGGUCCAGGAGCUGUACGACCUUGUAUACCAUCCCGUGCAGAUGACUGAAGGGUUUGAGGUGAAUGCUCAACUUCUUGGAGAGUUACAAUGGACUCGAUGGGAUUAUGAUCGGGCACUGUACCUUCGAUCGCCGGGACUGGCGAUCAAUAUGGCCGCCUUAGACGAAGCGCUGGCGUCAUCUGUUCUACGCAAAUCCUGGGCGCCGUUGAGUGCGGCAGCUGGUAAUAAUCCAGAUGUGCUACUUUACACCACCAAAGGGCUUCAGAGUCCUAGAAAAGAGUUGAGAAACUUGGUUGCUUCCGCUGCUGUCUCCGAGGCCUUUGAGGAUCCAGCAUAUGCAGAAUCGCGGGCUCACAAAUCGGCCUACGUUCUUCUAGAUGAGCCGCUGCUCCUUCACAAUCAGGGUGAAGAUGAUUGGACGCGACGUAUAUUGAACCGCUUCAACCACGGGAGGCGAAGUGUAUGUGCGGGUAGUGGAAUCCUGGAAGAUAUGGAAGGCAAUUGA
Molecule: messenger RNA, 1137 nt
Organism: Exophiala bonariae
Lineage: Eukaryota; Fungi; Ascomycota; Eurotiomycetes; Chaetothyriales; Herpotrichiellaceae
Exons: 1
Coding region: 1-1137 (378 amino acids)
Source: RefSeq, a predicted model, not a curated record